AUGAAAGCCAGGUGGCCAGAAUACUCCCAAGUGCUGGAUGAGGAAAUAGCCAAUUUGGCCCCAACACCAAGCAACUACCACAUCUUUGUUGAGUCCCUGCGAAAGAUAUCCAGACGAUAUAUUCCUAGGGGCUGCAGACAACAUUACAUUCCAGGGCUCUCGAAUGCCUCAAGGGACACCCUGGAGCAGUACGAACAAUUGUUUGCGGAAGAUCCAUUCAGCGAUCAAACCAUCACCUGCGGAACAGCUUUAAUGACAGCUCUCAGCGAGGCACGUGAGAAGAAAUGGAUAGAAACCCUGGAUAGAAUGGACAUGUCUCAUAGUAGUAAAAUAGCUUGGAAUCUAAUCAAGAAACUGGAUGGUGACCCAAAACUAAGCAAGGCCCCUGCCAAUGUAACACCCAAUCAAGUGGCCAACCAACUCCUUCUAAAUGGCAAAUUCAACUCCAAACGCCAGAAAACCAAAAUCAAACGCCUAAUACCAACUGAAAACACCAACUUUCAGAAAUCAUUUACCAUGAAAGAGUUGAACAAUGGUAUAAAUACCAUGAAGAAUGGAAAAGCCGCUGGGAAUGACGAUAUGUGCGUGGAACAGAUCAAAAAUGUCGGUCCUGGAACCAAAGAAUGGAUACUUAAACUUUUCAACGUAUGUCGCGAAACCUUUCAAAUUCCAAAACUGUGGCGGAAGUCAAAAGCUCUCCUUAAACCCGGAAAAAUCCAGAGUCUCCGAAAAGCUACCGACCCAUAUCCCUCCUUUGCCAUCUGUUUAAGCUCUACGAAAGACUAA
This is a messenger RNA of Sitophilus oryzae (rice weevil), 786 nucleotides long. RefSeq lists its product as uncharacterized. The transcript has a single exon. Bases 1 to 786 code for a protein of 261 amino acids. NCBI's taxonomy places the organism in Eukaryota, Metazoa, Arthropoda, Insecta, Coleoptera, Curculionidae. The record is from RefSeq and is a predicted model, not a curated record.